Messenger RNA from Branchiostoma floridae (Florida lancelet), 2496 nucleotides. Its product is annotated as death-associated protein kinase 1-like. Gene Ontology annotation, molecular function: protein binding. Bases 1 to 2496 code for a protein of 831 amino acids. The record is from RefSeq and is a predicted model, not a curated record. NCBI's taxonomy places the organism in Eukaryota, Metazoa, Chordata, Leptocardii, Amphioxiformes, Branchiostomatidae. The transcript is spliced from 12 exons.
AUGUCGGAUAGCCCGGAAGUUGUCAUGAUGUCGGAUACAGGAAAGUGGUGGUUUCUGAAGGAAAGUAAAAAGGAUGCGCUGCUCCAUAACGGAGCUGAUCUAGGAACCAUCCAGAAUAUCGGCGUACCUAGUUGUGUCGGCUAUCUGAAGAUCAGCUGUUCAGUGAAGUCGCCGAAAGACAGGGACACGAGAAGACAAGAACACCGAAACAGCACCUCGAAAUACUUCCUGGCUCAGCGGAGAUGUGCGACGACCUAUACGACGCUUAAAAAUAGAGACGGGGCAGAGACAGGCAUCUGUAAAGAGCUUGACCGUCUGUUGGAAGAGGAGCUCGAAAGUGUCAAGAAUGGCGAGACCGCACUCCAUUGGGCCAGCAGGAACGGGAACACUGAGAUGGUGAAGUUGCUGGUUCAACUCGGCACUGAUGUGGAGGCGAAGGACAAGGAUGGCGAGACCGCACUCCAUGUGGCCAGCAUGAAAAGGAACACUGAGAUGGUGAAGCUGCUGGUUCAACUCGGCGCUAAUGUGGAGGCGAAAAACAUGGAUGGCAGGACCGCACUCCAUGUGGCCAGCGGGAACGGGAACACUGAGAUGGUGAAGCUGCUGAUUCAACUUGGCGCUAAUGUGGAGGCGAAAGACAAGGAUGGGAUAAAACCACUGGACCACAUACGUGACCAAGACCACAGACGUUUCCUGAAGAAUCUGGCCACAGAGGUUCCAUACCACAAACUAAUGAAACAGUCCGGUGGGGUGAAAGUCGACAGGUUUAAAAUGUGUAUCUGUGGACCACAAGAAGCUGGCAAGUCUACACUGAAGGAAAGCCUGCAAACCGGACCUUUCACCGCCUUCUUCCGGGACCGAAUGACACCAGACCACCAGCCACACGAGCCCACCCCUGGUGUGAAUGUGGGAACAACCAACAUUCCCAGUGUGGGGGAGGUCAGUGUGUGGGACUUCGCUGGACAGUCGGAGUACGCGGUAACACACAGCAUGUUCAUGGGUGCAGAGAACACAAUCUUCGUCGUAAUGUACAGCAUCAUGGAUGAUAUCCGUACACAAGAGAAAAAGGUCCACUGGUGGCUGUGUUUCAUCAAGUCCUGCAACACAAAGAGUAAACCAAACGUCAUCCUCGUGGCCAGUCAUGCUGACCAGACUGCCACAGGACACCAAAAGGCAUCUUCCCUCCUUGAGAUGAUGACAACAGAGUUUAAGGAUCAUCUGGAAAUUUCAGACGAAGUUGUCCUGCUUGACUGCAGAAAGACUCGUAAAACUGACAUGCGGUGUCUUAAAGACCUUUUGACGAGACUGAAGACCAAGCUUCUAACACAUCAGCGAGCCAUACCCAAACUGUGUGCUGAAAUUAUCAAGUGUCUACCCAAAUGGACCAAGGAGAAGUGCAACCCAAAGUGUCCCGUUUUGAGAUGGACAGAGUACAAGGAGGACGUGAUGGAGAUGAUGGGGAUCGACAGCUUGGCUGAAGAAGAUUUUCUCAAGGAGUCUUCGAAGUAUCUGAAUCACCUUGGGGAGAUCUUGUUUGUCUCCUCAACUGUUGAGCCCAUUGUUGUCCUGGAACCCAACUGGCUCUGCACGGAUGUCUUCGGCAAAGUGAUGGCACCAGAAAACUUCCCCAUCCAUCUGAGAAGACCUGAGGGCAUUGGUAUCGUCACAAAAGAAGACAUCCAAAAAGUGUUCAAAUAUGUCGCCGAUGUCGAUCUCCUGAUCACCCUGCUGCAAGAGUUCCAGCUCUGCCACACCUUUGAUGGACAGGAGUUCAUCAUCCCCGGGCUGCUGACACAGACCAUGCCUCCAGAGAAGUGGCAGCCAACCGCAGACCCCGCCAAGACCGUGUACUUCGGCAAGCAAGUCCAGUGUGCCGACACCACCGACAUGUUCUCCUCCGGGUUCUUUCCCCGUGUGCAGACCCACCUGAUGAGGCAGCUGAAGAAUCGCCCGCUGCUGUGGAGGGACGGAGACAAGUGUUUCGACUGUAACGUGGAAAGUCUCAUCAAGCUCUCCCCAGACGGCCGUGCGGUCAACAUCUGUGUGCGGAGCGAGCAGGCCGACAAGCAUAGGUGCCGAAAGAUGCUAGAGCUGAUAGAGAACAUCCUGAUCAACGAGCUCGACGAUUGCAGCCCAGGCACUAAGACAGAGGAGAGGGUGCUCAGCGCUCGUGCACUGAGGGAACACAGAGAAGACGUCUACUCCUACAGCAUGGAUCAGAUCGACAAGGCCAAAGCAGAGGACGGCAUCGUCCAUCACGACAUCCUUGACUUCUCAGAAGACGUCGAUGACCUCCUGUAUGGUGGAAGAGACGACGAUGAAGAGGAGCAAGGAGCUGUUGGGAACAGGGUCCAGCAAAAGAUCGUGGGCGGGUAUGGCAACACUAUCAUCAACCCAUGUGAUGGCGCGGUCUUCCAUGUGUAUCACGGUGCCGUUGGUGGUGUUGGACAACUGCAGCUACUGUGUCUGAGACUAGCUCAGAUAGGCUGGCCCUAG